AUGACGCCGCUCCUCGUCCUUGGCCGCGCCAGGCUCUCCUUCCUACUGCGCCAGCCCUUCGGCUGCACCAGUUCUUUCUUCUCCGUGCAGGAUCUGUGUGCGUCUGCGCCAUUGUUGCUGUUGCUGGCGACUGUCCUUGGCAGCAGUGCACGAUGGGCGAUGGCCUCAUCUGCUUGCCUGCGAUGCUCUGCGGCAGCACCCCAGUGCCGCCUCGUGGGCGGCGUGGCGGGCGGCCAGCUGUCACUGCUGCCUUCCCUCUCGAUGAGCCUCGCCUCGCUCCUCUUCUACUCGAGCCUCGUCUCGUGUGCCUCCUCGUGGGCGGCGUGGCGGGCGGCCAGCUGUCACUGCUGCCUUCCCUCUCGAGUAAGCCUCGCCUCGCUCCUCUUCUACUCGAGCCUCGUCUCGUGUGCCUCCUCGUGGGCGGCGUGGCGGGCGGCCAGCUGUCACUGCUGCCUUCCCUCUCGAGUGAGCCUCGCCUCGCUCCUCUUCUACUCGAGCCUCGUCUCGUGUGCCGCCUCGUGGGCGACAUGGCGAGUGAGCCUCAGCUCGCUCCUCUUCUACUCGAGCCUCGUCUCGUGUGCCGCCUCGUGGGCGGCGUGGCGGGCGGCCAGCUGUCACUGCUGCCUUCCCUCUCGAGUGAGCCUCGCCUCGCUCCUCUUCUACUCGAGCCUCGUCUCGUGUGCCGCCUCGUGGGCGGCGUGGCGGGCGGCCAGCUGUCACUGCUGCCUUCCCUCUCGAGUGAGCCUCGCCUCGCUCCUCUUCUACUCGAGCCUCGUCUCGUGUGCCGCCUCGUGGGCGACAUGGCGAGUGAGCCUCAGCUUGCUCCUCUUCUACUCGAGCCUCGUCUCGUGUGCCGCCUCGUGGGCGGCGUGGCGGGCGGCCAGCUGUCACUGCUGCCUUCCCUCUCGAGUGAGCCUCGCCUCGCUCCUCCUCUACUCGAGCCUCGUCUCGUGUGCCUCCUCGUGGGCGACAUGGCGAGUGAGCCUCGCCUCGCUCCUCUUCUACUCGAGUCUCGUCUCGUGUGCCGCCUCGUGGGCGGCGUGGCGGGCGGCCAGCUGUCACUGCUGCCUUCCCUCUCGAGUGAGCCUCGCCUCGCUCCUCUUCUACUCGAGCCUCGUCUCGUGUGCCGCCUCGUGGGCGGCGUGGCGGGCGGCCAGCUGUCACUGCUGCCUUCCCUCUCGAGUGAGCCUCGCCUCGCUCCUCUUCUACUCGAGCAUCGUCUCGUGUGCCGCCUCGUGGGCGGCGGCGUGGCGGGCGGCCAGCUGUCACUGCUGCCUUCCCUCUCGAGUGAGCCUCGCCUCGCUCCUCUUCUACUCGAGCCUCGUCUCGUGUGCCGCCUCGUGGGCGGCGUGGCGGGCGGCCAGCUGUCACUGCUGCCUUCCCUCUCGAGUGAGCCUCGCCUCGCUCCUCUUCUACUCGAGCCUCGUCUCGUGUGCCGCCUCGUGGGCGACAUGGCGAGUGAGCCUCAGCUCGCUCCUCUUCUACUCGAGCCUCGUCUCGUGUGCCGCCUCGUGGGCGGCGUGGCGGGCGGCCAGCUGUCACUGCUGCAUUCCCUCUCGAGUGAGCCUCGCCUCGCUCCUCUUCUACUCGAGCCUCGUCUCGUGUGCCGCCUCGUGGGCGACAUGGCGAGUGAGCCUCGCCUCGCUCCUCUUCUACUCGAGUCUCGUCUCGUGUGCCGCCUCGUGGGCGGCGUGGCGGGCGGCCAGCUGUCACUGCUGCCUUCCCUCUCGAGUGAGCCUCGCCUCGCUCCUCUUCUACUCGAGCCUCGUCUCGUGUGCCGCCUCGUGGGCGACAUGGCGAGUGAGCCUCGCCUCGCUCCUCUUCUACUCAGCCUCGUCUCUGAGCCUCGCCUCGCUCCUCUUCUACUCGAGCCUCGUCUCGUGUGCCGCCUCGUGGGCGGCGUGGCGAGUGAGCCUCGCCUCGCUCCUCUUCUGCUCGAGUCUCGUCUCGUGUGCCUCCUCGUGA
Emiliania huxleyi CCMP1516 is the source of this 1965-nucleotide messenger RNA. RefSeq lists its product as hypothetical. Lineage: Eukaryota; Haptophyta; Isochrysidales; Noelaerhabdaceae. Bases 1 to 1965 code for a protein of 654 amino acids. The transcript is spliced from 4 exons. The record is from RefSeq and is a predicted model, not a curated record.